Prorocentrum cordatum is the source of this 567-nucleotide messenger RNA. Lineage: Eukaryota; Dinophyceae; Prorocentrales; Prorocentraceae. The record is from the annotation of a GenBank genome assembly.
GAAGUCGAGAAGGCCGAUAAAGAGAGUCAGCUCAGCCACGUGCCGCUCGCGAGCAGGGGCAGCGGCAAGCCGGACGCGACGGCCGUGGCCAAGAGCCUGAAGUCCGACAUGGACGGCCUCCUGAAGAAGGCGGGCAUGAGGCGCACCUCAGACGGCGGCACCUGGGACAAUCUCUUCUCCAGCAGCGGCUUCAAACAUCAGCUGCAGUUCCUCGAGCAGCACUCGAAGUCUGGCCACUUCAGAGAGGAGUACGCGAACGGCGAAGGCUCUUACGACGGCGAGUUCCUGUAUGGGAUGCGGCACGGGAAGGGCACGCACGUUUUCCGCGGAGAGGCCUACGAGGGGGACUGGAAGUGGGACAAUCGACACGGUUGGGGUGUGUGCACCCUGCCCAGCGGCUCGCAGAUCCGCGGGGAGUGGCAGGGCGGUAAGCCGCACGGCUUCGUCACGAUCCUGGAGAAGGAGGGCGGCAGGGUCACCUUCGAGGGCGAGUUCCGGGACGGUAAGCGCAGCGGGCUGGGGCGCCAGGUCUUCGAUAGCGGCGACUCGUACGACGGAGGCUGGAAG